AUGGAGUUUGCAGACCAAGUACGAGAACGAUUGCCAGAUAUCGACGAAACUGUUCUGGAUUACAUCGAUGGCUAUGUAAACGAUGAAGACAGUCUGGACGAGGACAUGCGCACUGUCGUUUACCAACUCUUGGAGUCGUUUGCUCGCUCAAGGCCAAAUGUCCUCGAGGAGCUUCUCAAAACUCUUGAUGGGCUCUUGGAACAGAAAUACAAGGACAAACCGCGCAGCAAUGCACCUAAACUUACAAGACUCGAUCGCGUUAUGGAAAUGAGCAAAAGCAGCAUGUCAAAAACUAUUGCUCUGUCGGAAGGUGUUGAUCUCGAGUCUAUUAACAAGUCAAAGGCGUCCCGUGUAGACUUGAAGAAACUAGAGAAGCAAGAACAAAAAAUUCGAUCAAAAUUGGAAAAGAGGACAAAGAGAGAGCUCCUUUACGAAGGCUCAAAACUCAUCGACGCUCAGAAGAAGCAGGCAACAAUCUUACGAGGAAAUGUUUAUGAAGCUACUCAACCACGCCAGGUCAAUUCUCUGGAUGCGACGUUGGGCUCAAAAGGCAAAAGCAAAGAUAUUCAUUUGCCAUCUAUCGACGUUAGCUUUGGAUCCAACCGUAUCCUCGCUGGUGCGAGCUUGACGUUAGCACAUGGCCGCAGGUAUGGCCUUAUUGGACGAAACGGUGUCGGAAAGUCCACUCUACUUCGACAUAUCGCCAUGAGAGAAGUGCCGAUUCCUGCGCAUAUCACCAUCCUCUUUGUCGAACAAGAGAUAGUUGGCGAUGACACCACCGCACUUGACUCUGUUCUCAAGGCUGACGUUUGGCGCGAUCACCUUCUGAAAGAAGAGAACGAGCUUAACUCGAAACUUGCGGAUCUAGAAGGUGGUGACGAUAAAGCAACGGAAGACGCGCGCGAAGAGCUGUCGGCUCGCCUUGGAGAAGUUCACGCUCGGUUGGCUGAGAUGGACGCUGAAUCCGGUCCUGCGAGAGCAGCUUCGCUACUGGCUGGUCUCGGUUUCUCAGAGGCUGAUCAGCAUCUCCCAACAAAAUCGUUCAGUGGAGGAUGGAGGAUGCGUCUGGCACUCGCUCGUGCUCUCUUUGUCAAACCCACACUCCUACUUUUGGACGAACCUUCCAAUCACAUCGACUUGAACGCACUUGCUUGGCUGGAGGACUAUUUGCAGACUUGGGAGAACACGAUUCUAGUUAUCUCACGACCGAGCAUUCUUGCAAGUGGGCUAAAUCGUAUCCGAACCAACCUGAUCAGAUAUAGGGAUGCCGUGGCGACGGAUAUUGUUCAUCAACACUCAUGUCGUUUGGAUUACUACCGAGGGAAUUUUACACAAUUCUACGCGACCAAAUCCGAGCGUGAACGCAAUCAGCGCAAAGAGUACGAGGCGCAAAUGCUUUACCGUCAGAGCCUGCAACAGUUUAUUGAUCGGUGGAGAUACAAUGCCAACAGAGCUGCCCAGGCUCAGGCGCGUAUAAAGAUCCUGGAAAAGCUCCCAGAUUUAGAGCCGCCCGAGGCUGAAGAUACGGAGAGCUUCAAGUUCCCAGAUGUCGACAAGAUCUCGCCUCCGCUCCUUCAACUAUCUGGUGUCGACUUUUCAUACGUCCCCGGAAAGCAGAUCCUCAAAAACGUGUACAUCGACAUUGGGCUCGAAUCUCGAAUAGCAGUCGUAGGUGCAAACGGCGCUGGCAAGUCGACAUUGAUCAAACUCUUGACUGGAGAGCUGCAACCACAGGCGGGUCAUUUGACUAGGAACGGGCGACUACGGAUAGCCUACUUUGCGCAGCAUCACGUCGACCAACUCAUUCCUACAAUGUCGCCUGUCGCAUUUCUGGCUUCCAAGUUUCCGGGCAAGAGUGAACUCGAGUAUCGGUCACAUUUGGGGGCCUUUGGGAUCACGGGUCUGACCGGAUUACAGCUCAUAGGAACACUCUCUGGUGGUCAAAAGUCGCGCGUGGCCUUUGCAGUCUUGUCGCUCCAGAGACCCCAUAUUCUACUCUUAGACGAGCCUUCCAAUCACUUGGAUAUCCAGGGUAUCGAUGCAUUGAUGACGGCUCUUCAAAACUUUAGUGGCGGGGUGAUUGUCAUUUCUCACGACGAGAGAUUCCUGACGACGGUCUCGAAAGAGUUGUGGGUUUGUGCGGACGGGUCUGUCUACAAAUACAAGGGAGACGUGCAAGCAUACAAGAGCUUGAUUGUAAACGAGUUGAAGAAGACUAAGCCCUAA
Molecule: messenger RNA, 2226 nt
Organism: Serendipita indica DSM 11827
Lineage: Eukaryota; Fungi; Basidiomycota; Agaricomycetes; Sebacinales; Serendipitaceae
Source: the annotation of a GenBank genome assembly